AGCUACAACAAAGAUUACCUCUCCCCACCCGACGAAGAGAAAAUGGAGAAAGUGGUGCCUUCUGCAAACGAGAUCUAUUAUUAUAUCGAAAAUGACAAUGCACCAAGCAUUGUGCACGACACGAACAAACAGUACUCAAGUCGAAAGGUGCUGGCAAGGGCCCUAAGUCAAGCCUAA
Molecule: messenger RNA, 177 nt
Organism: Acaulospora morrowiae
Lineage: Eukaryota; Fungi; Glomeromycota; Glomeromycetes; Diversisporales; Acaulosporaceae
Source: the annotation of a GenBank genome assembly